AUGCUGUCCCGCAAUCUCAUCACGCGCGCCGUUGCGCCCACGUCACGCAUCUCCAUCUCACGCACCGCCCUCGCCUCGACCCGACCAUCCCUGCUCCGCACGUACGCCUCCUCUCCGACACCCAACUCCUUCCCCCAGCUUCCACCUGGAUUCGAAAAGCUCGCACACUCUCCCUCUGCUCUCUCGGCCAUCUCUAACUUGGUGGAAGUGAUGAAGCAGAACGGUGUCGACCUGCACACGGGUGAGAAGCCGAGCAUGUGGCAGAUGGUCAAGCUCGCCAAGAACCAGGAAGUCAGAGAUGCUACCACCAAAGUGAUGGAAGAACUCAAGAACGCAGGUGUCGACGUUUCACCAGAACGCCUGCAGGCCAUCAUGAACAGUCAGAAGGAUCUGUUUGGCGGUGACAAGGGCGACGGUGGAAAGAAGGAGUGA
Pseudozyma hubeiensis SY62 is the source of this 432-nucleotide messenger RNA. RefSeq lists its product as hypothetical. The transcript is spliced from 2 exons. The record is from RefSeq and is a predicted model, not a curated record. Bases 1 to 432 code for a protein of 143 amino acids. NCBI's taxonomy places the organism in Eukaryota, Fungi, Basidiomycota, Ustilaginomycetes, Ustilaginales, Ustilaginaceae.